This is a messenger RNA of Eimeria maxima, 3447 nucleotides long. RefSeq lists its product as hypothetical. The transcript has 3 exons. The record is from RefSeq and is a predicted model, not a curated record. The coding region runs from base 1 to 3447 and encodes 1148 amino acids. NCBI's taxonomy places the organism in Eukaryota, Apicomplexa, Conoidasida, Eucoccidiorida, Eimeriidae.
AUGACUCAUUGUGGACCCCAAGAACCUGUAGGGAUUGAGGGCAACUCCGCAUGUGCGUUGAAACUGUCUAGGAGAGGAGUAUCAGAUGUAGAAAAGUUUAUUCAAGGCAAGCUUGAAGCUGCUGCCCCUGCAACUCUGAGAGAAGACAAAAGCUGGCUGUGGAUUCUUAGCGCUUACGGCUUAUCCAAGCCCCCGGCGUCCCAUGUAGUGGAGCAGCUGCUGCGCAAGGCCCUUGAAUCAACUCGACGGGUAGACCUGCUGCUGGAUAGGCGGGAGGCGCUGCCGUCGCCGGCGUUCCUGCUAACUGCACUCUUGAAGGGGAGUACAUACAGCUCCAUAGUUGCUGUAUCUGAAGAACAGAGUGAGCGACGUCACAUCCCGCAUCAACACGGUGAAGAGACUCUUCUAGUAAGAAGCAAUUCCUCUCCAGUGAACUGCAACAGCAGUACAUACAGUUGCGGCGCUACCGGCACGCUCGAGGCAGAGUCCCCAGUUGAGAUGACACCCUCAGAAAACUUCGGCAACGACAUUACUGGAAACGGAAACAGCAGUAGUAGCAUAAUUAACAGCAGCAUCAGCAAUAUCAGCAGCGGCGCCGGCAGGAACAACGGCAGCAGCAACUAUAGCACCCAGCCCCAACUGUCCGUGCAGGAAAAGGCAGAAGCCAUCCUUUCUACAGAUGCAGAAAAGUCGCUUUUGAAUCUUGAUCGCCUCUGUCAGUCUCCUUUUGGGCCGGACAAGGGGCAAUCAGCCACCCCUGAGGUGACACCUCGAAUGGGUACGGUAGUGGAGACGGCUGGCGCUGGAGAAGCGCAGGGUAUUGGCGAGUUCCCUGCCUCAGAAGCGGAGUUUUCGUCUCUUAGUGGCAGUUUGGAACCUGGUGCCGAUGAUUCCUUGGGGGACCUGCGUGAACCUGUGCAAAUGCCUCCCACUGCAGAUGUUCUGGAAGACCCCUCUGAAGUGAAGGGUAACCUCUGUAUUGCUGGUAGCUACCAAUCCUGUAGAGGAGAUUCCGCCCGGCAGACAGUGGAAAGUGGAGCCGCGUACGCGACUUCUGAGGAAAGAGCAGACGAGGCGGAGUCGUCGUUCUCUACGAAUAAAAGAGGUCUACCAGCUGCCGCAUCCCCCGUGAUUACUGCGCCGCCUCAGCCAAACGUGAUCUGGCAAACAGCAACAGCUGAUGUGCGGAAUAGAGCAUUUGUUUCUUACGGGCAGUACCUAUCCAGAAGGAUAAAGGCACUCGACAUGAGUGAGGAGCAGGUAAUCGGUUUUCCUGGUCGUCGACGCCCUCCCCGCUUCAGCAGGCGUUGGGGCAAAUCACACCAACUGUGCGGGAACACCCCUCAAGAUGAAGAAGACAGGCGAGCAGGAACCGAAGGAGCAAGAGCUGAGGUGGAGUUCAUUAGAGCCAACUACAUGUCCCCUAUAGUGCAGAUAUAUCUUCGUGGAUGUGCACACCGCGGAUUUAGGAUUCCUGGCAUUGAAGAUCUCCCACCUUGGCCUCCAACGCGAGAGCAAGUAAUUGCUUUUUCUACUGCACAACGUCGUCAGCUGAGCACUUCACUGUGCAGUGCGGAUCAAACUACAACCUCAGAUAUUGGGGGCUCCACAGAAGAUGGUGCAGAAGCUGCAGCAACAAAUGGUGCACCGAACGCUGGACCUGACAAUGCAAAGCACAAUGGGCAGGAACUCUUGGCAGACGGCACUAUGCCCUGCGCUUCAGAAGAUUUAGAAGGUCCUUCGCAACCUCUAUCGGGAACGAAUUCAGAAACAGCAUCGGAAAGUAAUUCAGAAACUGUAUCAGAAACGGCAUCGGAGACUGCGUCACGCUCGGACUUCGACGGGUCGGACUUCGAUGGUUCAUUGAAAGAGGAGUCAGAAUCACCAGACAAUGCUGCGGGCGACAUCGCGGAGAGUGCACCCGACGUCACACCCGACUCUUUAGGAGACGCUGACGUUGCAGAAGACACUAAAUUCAACGCCGCAUCCGAUGUUGCACCCGACGCUGCAUCUGACGCUUUAUCGGACGCUGCGUUCGGCUUUGCAUCCGAUGUGGCAUCUGAAGAUGAAUCCGACGUGGCUUUCAGAGAUGCAUCCGCAGCUGAAUCCUAUGCUUCAUCAGACGCUAAGUCAGACCCAGCGGAAGAAGCUGUGAGUGGAGUCACAGCAGCACACGCUGCAACUAACCAAGGAACAGGCAUUGCGCAGGUGCCGGUAGUGCCCGGCGAUGCAUUGAGGGGUUUCUUCUCGGAGCAGUCGCUCCCUCCUGAUAGUCCAUUUAUUUCACCUUUCCUAAAUCCCUUUCACUUUUCGUUUGCCCCCCCGAGCAGCCGGUCUUUCCCAUGGGAAGAAGAUUCCCACAGCAACGGCUGCUGGGAGACCCCUUUAGACAGCAUCUACAUACAGCAGCAGCCAUCGACGGCGGAGAGGGAGAAACAGGAGAGUCAAAAAGAGCAGGAACAGCAACAGAGCCUCUUACUUCAGGAUCGAAGGCGAUACCAGGAACGGCAGCAACGGGAAGAGCAGCAGCGAACUCUUUUCUUCGGUGGCAUGUCCCAGCCGUUUUCCGGCUUCGCUGGCGAGAGCAUCCAUCAAACGCCUCAGUCAAAAGGUGCACAACAGUUCUCCAAGCACCAGCAGCAUCAGCAGGCGCUUCUCCGCCCAGUUGAACACGGGACAGCAGCAAACAGCACACCUACAGUGCCUUACUUUCCGGCUGUUUCUGUCCCGCUCACAAGCGCGGGAGCUACGCGAGACAGGGAAGGCACCCCCCUCACACCAGAUCUUUACCACACCAACAGCGGCGUGCAUGAGAUGGCCUUCUCGGGGGCGCACUCAAGCGACAAGCCUUUUUGGGGGCCUCAAUCGCCGAAGGCCUGCUUUCAGCCUCACUGUUUUGCGCCUCCUGCAGAUGAGCUUGUGGAGCCGUUGGAUCCUUAUUCCUUGCGCUUCCAUGAUGACCCCUUCUACAACUUGCAGAGCCCCAGGUACAAAGUAGAAGAGAGAGAGGGGAGCAUGGCGGGAGACUGUUGGGAUAUUCCCCCGCUGCUGCAAGGCCCGGCGGCUCGCUGUGCUGCGGCUGUGUCAACGAGCGCAGGACACGUGGGCUUCCUUGACAAGCGUACGAAGGGGGACGUGGCCCCCCGUUCAAGCCAGUACCAGCGAGGAGGCUCAGUAGAACAUCCAAGUUCUUCUGAGCCUAUCCCUGCAGGCGCAGGCUCUGAAGAGCCUGAACAGAUUUGCUUGGCGGAACCUGCUAGCUGCACCGGCACGGCGGGACCCAGGCAGGCAGCUGAACAGUGCGAAACCGGAAAGCCAUUCCAAGAAUAUGCAGUGCAGCAGUGGAUGCACAAGAUUGACACCCAAAUGGAAGGCCUUGAAAGGCUCAUGCAUCAGCUCUUGUGCACAAUGGAAGUCAUAACAGCCAAAGAAUCCGGUCUGCGCUAA